Aspergillus udagawae is the source of this 510-nucleotide messenger RNA. RefSeq lists its product as uncharacterized. Bases 1 to 510 code for a protein of 169 amino acids. The transcript has 2 exons. NCBI's taxonomy places the organism in Eukaryota, Fungi, Ascomycota, Eurotiomycetes, Eurotiales, Aspergillaceae. The record is from RefSeq and is a predicted model, not a curated record.
AUGGUGCUUCGAGUCGUCAACAUUAUCAUAAUGUCGGCCAUGAUCCCUACCAGGGUGAUACCCGGUAUAGUGGGGCUUACGGAGGAUGACAAGCACAACCGAAGAGAUGACCACAGCCUGAAGCGCGAGGAUGAGAAGCGCCGCCAGGCAGCUGAUCGCGAACAGCCGUCCAAUCUGCAAGUCAUAACGAAGUUCCAGGAAGGCUCUGUAAAGGAACGACUCCAGCUUGAGGAUGCCAAGGUUUACGCGCAUCCAAAAGAAACGACCUCUGAGUUGCGGUACGGGAGUUGGGAAGAUAGCGAGGGUCAGAUAUGCGGGCCUUGGGAUGCUACACAAGAUGAGCAGGAAUACGUGACACUACAAGACAAUCAGUGGCUGGCCGUGCAGUUGCCCAAUAGUGAAGAACAACAAGCAUGGCAGCCCUACUACAAUGGCAAAGACAGCAGUGCAGCAUUGCCAGCUGGCGCAAGAUUCAUGGAAGUCCAUCUGAAACGACUUCCAGUGUCAUAG